This is a messenger RNA of Salvia miltiorrhiza (redroot sage), 877 nucleotides long. RefSeq lists its product as uncharacterized. The transcript is spliced from 2 exons. Lineage: Eukaryota; Viridiplantae; Streptophyta; Magnoliopsida; Lamiales; Lamiaceae. The record is from RefSeq and is a predicted model, not a curated record. Bases 107 to 817 code for a protein of 236 amino acids.
AUCAUCUCCAUGCUAUAAAUAUUGGAGUGCAGCCUUCUUUCCUUCACAUUGUUGGAUAGGCAAAAAUCGUGUGAUAGAAAUUAUCAUACACUAAUUUCCCUAUAGGAUGUUCCCACAUGUUGGCUCGCAAUCUCUUUUCCUCUAUCCUUGCAAGUGGGAUGGGGAGAAGGAUAAAAUGCUACUCGGCUCUUUAAUUGAGAAGAUUGAAGAAUGUAGGCCAACACCACCCCACUUAUCGCCACAUGCGCUCAUCGAAGCGAUGUUGAAGCUAAACACACAAAUGGGAGCGGACGUUUCGUUGAGUGAAGUCGAGGGACGAGUUGCCUUUCUACAUGAUCGUUACGUAUGCUUCAAAUGGUUGUGUAAGGUGAAGGAGACGCACUACGAUCAUCGAACCAAUUUUGUUCACGCCGUUGACGAAGUGUGGCAACGAUUGUUUAAGGAAAACCCCUUGGCUCGAGCUUAUUAUCAUGAAGGUGAGCCGGCGUUCUUACUACUAUGCAAUUUGUUUGGGAUUCAUGAUAUGAAGAAUGAGAAUUCCCAUACAUUAAUCAUCAUCGAGGACUCCACAACCGUCGACAAGCAUGACAACUCUAGCGACGACGAGGUCACUUCGCCGGUGCCCAAACCCGUGGCGAGAAAGCUUUUCGUUGAGGAUGCUAGUUCAAGUGUAUCACCGUCCAUUCCAAAUCCAUUUAAGAUCAACCGUGGUACUCCGUGGAUGAAACUAAAAAAUAAAUUCAAACGGCGAGAAAAUCAACCCACCAAAAGAAACGAGGAUGGAAGUUCUUGCGCCUCAUCUUCUCCGUUCAAGUAGCGCGUGCUCGAAGAUAUUUAUGUGUUAGCAACUUUAUUUUUUUCGUGUUUUUUUUGCAAG